This is a messenger RNA of Trifolium pratense (red clover), 2959 nucleotides long. Its product is annotated as autophagy-related protein 18c-like. Lineage: Eukaryota; Viridiplantae; Streptophyta; Magnoliopsida; Fabales; Fabaceae. The record is from RefSeq and is a predicted model, not a curated record. Gene Ontology annotation, cellular component: phagophore assembly site membrane; cytosol; extrinsic component of membrane. Gene Ontology annotation, biological process: autophagy of mitochondrion; nucleophagy; protein lipidation. Gene Ontology annotation, molecular function: protein binding; phosphatidylinositol-3-phosphate binding; phosphatidylinositol-3,5-bisphosphate binding. The transcript has 5 exons. Bases 1509 to 2765 code for a protein of 418 amino acids.
CGAAAUCAAACAGAUACAAAAUCAAAGCAAAAAACAACGAAAUCCAGGUAAUGAACAACAAAAGCUGAUACAGAGAAACAAACAGAAUAAUUGAGAAUUAGGAACAGAAUCUUCACGUUUAGCAUUCCGAUCCCUAAUCCUUCGCAUCUGCCAAAAUAUUACAAUUCAUGAAGUAAAAAUCUUUGCUGGGAAGAGUGUGGAUUUGCUGUUUUUCAUCAAAGUUGCUCUGCUUUGGGUGAUUGCUACCACCGGUACGCUCUUGCCUCAAUCACAUUUUUACAUUUCUUUGCAUACAUUUCAUCAUGUAAAUAUGAUGCAUAAUGGACUUUGUUUGUUGGCUUUGAAUGAUUAUAGUUUAACUGCAUUUUUUUAGUGUUCUGUGUGAAUUUUGUAUUAAUGGGAAUUGGGAAGCAACAUUGAGUCAUUGACCACAAAUCCUAGCUCAAGUGGCAGAAAUGCCGAAAUUGCUAGGUCGGACGCUAUGACCAGGGUUCGAAAAUAAUAAGGAAUAAUCCCUUCCGUCUCUAUUAUAAAAAAAAACACUUUUUAGGUUCAUUGAAUAACUAAUGUAUCUGGUCUAUAAGAUGGACUAGAUACAUUAAACAUUCUACGAAUCUAAAAACUAAAAUUUUUCUUACAAUAAAGAUGAGAGGGAGUAUUACAUAUGGUUGCUUUAGAUUUAUCUGUUGUAUGGGAAGAGUUGAUUGGAAAAGUCUAAUGAAAUUGGAAUUAUAGGUUGUUAGAUUAGGUGAUAUAUUAGCUUGGGUUCUGGUGGUGCUGAAACUGAUUCAUGAAAUCAGAAAACUUGUAGAAGAAUUAGGAGGAGUUGCAACUAUAGGGUACAUAAGAUCGUGGCAGAUAUGAAUAAUGACCCUACCAAUGAAUGCAAGUGUGGUGCACUAAAAUUUUGAUUGUGUUGUAGAGGAAAUAGGAUGUUAUUUACUUUAUAGAUAUGAUGUUACCUAGAGAAUGAGAUAGGAAAGGACUGAGCUGAAGAAGUAGUACAGAGUGGGCAUAUAGAUCCUGUCAUUUGAGUUAGUAUUUUUCUUUUGAUUGAAAAAUUUGUGUUGUGAGUGAGUUUAGCUGUCUAGGAAAAGCUUGGAUUUUUUUGACAUAGUUGUCGAAAUAAAUAUACGCCUAAAUACAUAAUGGAAAUGCUCUAUAUCUGCAGUUUAUCACUUCAUGAAUCUUUAAUAACAUAUUCUCAAUCCAAACUUAUUACAUUUGAAUUCCUAAACAUCUUGUGGACUACCCUUCCAGUUUAAUCCCUUUUCACUUAUUUGAGUUGCUAGUAAGAUACUCGGCUAUUCUUAAAUACACGCAAUGACGGUAGUAAUAUAAAUGUUGCAUUAAUAGUGCUGACAAAGUCCUCCCGCUACUUUCAUCCCGCAGGUUGCAACUUGCAAAUAUGAGUCUGAUUAAUCAUUUAUUUCAUGUAAUAUGAAAGAUUGUUUUUCUUGUUUUACAAUAGUAAUCACUUUGAUACCUUGCUCAAAUGUGGUCAUUGAAUGCAGAAAAUGCUGGCAGAUACCCCCUCAUCUCAUAUGAAUUCGGCUGUUUCUUCACCUCAAAGAAUAUUUUCAAAUUCAAGGAUCGAAAAUUGUGAAUACCCCAAUAGUGGGGCCUCCUCUUCUCUUUCCCGGCUCGAUGCAGAUAUCAACGGCAGUUAUGAAUCUGAUCUGUUCUCAAUUUCAUGGAAUCAGGACUACGGUUGCUUUGCUGCUGGAACAAGUCAUGGUUUUCGAAUCUAUAAUUGUGAACCUUUCAAAGAAACUUUCCGACGUGAUUUAAAAAGCGGCGGCUUCAAAAUUGUAGAGAUGCUGUUCCGCAGCAAUAUCCUAGCACUUGUUGGUGCUGUAGCUAAUUCCAAUUACCCACCCAAUAAAGUUUUGAUUUGGGAUGACCAUCAGAGCAGGUGCAUUGGUGAAUUCACUUUUAGAUCUGAAGUUCGUGGAGUGAAAUUAAGACGUGAUCGAAUUGUGGUUGUUCUUGAGCAUAAGAUCUAUGUUUAUAACUUCAUAGAUUUGAAGCUUCUUCAUCAAAUUGAAACUAUGUCAAAUCCUAGGGGGUUGUGCUGUCUUUCAUACCAGUCAAAUACAUUUGUUUUGGCUUGUCCAGGUCGUCACAAAGGACAGGUUCGAGUGGAACACUUUGGAUUGAAUAUGACAAAAUCAAUCAAUGCCCAUGAUUCCCAAAUUGCCUGCUUCACUCUGACGGCAGACGGUCUCCUUCUUGCAACUGCUAGUCUGAAGGGCACUUUGAUUAGAAUCUUCAAUACAAUGGACGGGUCUCUCUUACAGGAAGUAAGAAGAGGGGUGGAUAGGGCUGAAAUCAGCAGUAUAGCUCUGUCUCCAAAUGUCCAAUGGUUGGCAGUAUCAAGUGACAAAGGAACUGUUCAUAUAUUCAACUUGAGAGUGAGAGUGUUUGGGGAGGAUAGUAUGAUACGCCCAACUGCUGUCCAAGGGCCUGUACUGCUUCAUCAGAAUUCUUCAACUGCUUUAGAUCCCUUGAUUUCUCCAAAUACCGGUGCCAACCCCAAUUCAUCGUUAUCUUUCAUGAGAGGGGUUUUACCAAAAUAUUUUAGCUCAGAAUGGUCAUUUGCACAGUUCCGCUUGCCUGAAAGCACUAAAUUCAUUGUGGCAUUUGGAUCACAAAACACUGUCCUAAUUGCUGGAAUGGAUGGAAGUUUUUACAGAUGCAGCUUUGAUCAAGUAAAUGGAGGAGAGAUGUUGCAGAAGGAGUAUGUUCGCUUCCUAAAAUGUUAAAUAAGGCACGGAUGAACUAUUUCAAGCACUAUUUGUGAAUAAUAUGCCCCCAGCAUCAAGCAAUAAACUCUUCUCCUUCUAUGUAAAUAUGUAUAUUUUGCUUGUAAAUAUUGUGUAAAAAAAUGAAACAAAAUUGAAAAGGAGACAAAUUGAUAGCAAUUGCUAAGAUAAUAAAUUGCUUGUUGAAUGUGUUA